This is a messenger RNA of Cryptomeria japonica (Japanese cedar), 675 nucleotides long. RefSeq names its product UDP-glucosyltransferase 29-like. The record is from RefSeq and is a predicted model, not a curated record. The transcript is spliced from 3 exons. The coding region runs from base 1 to 675 and encodes 224 amino acids. Lineage: Eukaryota; Viridiplantae; Streptophyta; Pinopsida; Cupressales; Cupressaceae.
AUGCGCUGCGACCGUCGCCUCCCAGGUGAAAAUCCCAAGCUUUGCCUUCUCCGUCUACAGUCCGGCGGCAUUUGCUUACCUUCUGGGCCAUUGGAAGCGUGCAGGGACCAUCAGGGACCUGAAGGCGGAGGAUUUGAUGCCACCCCCAAGUGGCUAUCCCCAACCUAUCAUCUCGUGGAGGCUAUUCGAAGCGCGCCUCGUCUUGAGCAACUUUAUUGCACUCGCCGACCGUGUGUGGGCGUGUUGUCAGCGGUCGUGUGGAAUAGUGAUAAACUAGUGCGGCAAGGGGAGGAUACGUCCGAUGAUUACCUGGUACAGUGGCUUGAUAAGCAACGACCCUCGUCGGUGGUGUUUUUAUCCUUCGAAAGCGAGUUGUUUCUAUCGGCAGAGCAGAUAAGUGAAUUGGCGUUGGCACUGGAGGACAUCGCGUUGCCCUUUCUCUGGUCUUUGCGAUCUUCCGAUGGGACGUCCUCCACGUUGUUAUUGUUGCUCGAGGGUUUUGAAGGCCGGACACGUGACCGGGGGCUGGUCGUUGGCGGGUGGGUGCCUCAGGGGGUUAACUGUCGACAGGUUGCGCUGGAAUUGAAUGCGGGAAUUGAAGUGGAUAGGAAUGAGGAGGGGUGUUUUAGCAGGGAGGAGGUGUGUAAGGCAGUUUGGAUGGUGAUGGGUAAAUAA